Molecule: messenger RNA, 306 nt
Organism: Recurvomyces mirabilis
Lineage: Eukaryota; Fungi; Ascomycota; Dothideomycetes; Mycosphaerellales; Teratosphaeriaceae
Exons: 2
Coding region: 1-306 (101 amino acids)
Source: RefSeq, a predicted model, not a curated record
AUGAGACUCAUCAGCACCGAGUCUCUCAUGCUUGAGAGCUUCGUCGAUGACAGAAAACGUCCUAAGUAUGCCAUACUGUCGCACGCCUGGGAUGAGGAGGAAAUCUUUUUCGCCGAUAUGCAGCAGGACGAUCUAGAGCACGUCAAGAAGGAUAAGGGAUGUGGCAAGCUCGAAGGGACUUGCCGUCAGGCACGAAAGGAUGGGUAUGAUUGGAUCUGGAUCGACUCAUGCUGUAUAGAUAAGAGCAGCAGCGCUGAGCUUUCAGAGGCCAUUAACGCCAUGGAGGCACAGAUCUGCUAUGUGUAA